This is a messenger RNA of Gregarina niphandrodes, 856 nucleotides long. RefSeq names its product putative transmembrane protein. The record is from RefSeq and is a predicted model, not a curated record. The annotation marks the transcript as partial. The transcript has a single exon. NCBI's taxonomy places the organism in Eukaryota, Apicomplexa, Conoidasida, Eugregarinorida, Gregarinidae.
AUGGUGAAGGGGGCGGCGAUAUUCGGGGUGAUGGGGAUCCCCCUGGGCCCCCUGGGUUGUAUUGCGGGCUUGAUUGUGGGAGCGCUGGUUGCAUUGGGCGUGGGGUUUCUGCGAGAUUACCUGCGGAUACGCGGGUUGCGUAAUGAGGUGGCGCAGAAGUUGCGGAGCCUGGAGCAUUUGCUGCGAUGGUCAGAGUUUAUGUUUGCGGAGAGCCAGCACCCCGCGCUCAUUCUGAUUUACCUAUGUCAGGAGUUUGAGACCGUUAUCCAAAGUGAUAGCCACAGCCGCACGCGGUCGCAGCUACUCGAACAACUGGCGGCUUUCCUGGCCCGGGGCGACGUGCAGGAGGUCGCGACGGAGUACCUGGAGGCGUUCUUCAGCCACUGGCGCGAGGCGGGCGUGGAGGACGUCGCACUGUUUAACCAGGUGCUGGACGUUUGUACAGGCGCGUUCGAAAACGAACGCAAGGUGCCCCUUGUUUACCAGAACAUGAACGCCUUCAAGUCCAGCCCGGCUGUCGAGCAGCUACUCAACACGGUCCGCGACAACGCCGAUGACGCGCCUGGCCGCGGCGCCAGCGGCAAGGAGUCGCGCUGGGUUUCUUACGCAGACGAUUUGAAGGACACCACGCUGGACCACAUCUUCCGGCGGAACAUGCAGGAGCGCUACGGCGUACCUAAACUCCCGCGUCGCAUGAGUUCCCUGCGCGCGCAGCUCUCGACCGAACGGCACCGCACGUUCGACAAGAAGGCGACCGAGAAGCCCCUGCUCGGCCAGGCCCCGAACCCGUGGGUCAACGAAUUCGCUCUGGCCUCCGACAAACAGCCCUCACCCCAGCCCACAGAGNCGGGCGGCG